GUGCAGAGAAAGAGUGAAACUUGAAAAGAUUGCAGCUUUUGUGGAGUACUGGAAAUUAUGGGAGGGAAAGGGGCAAGAGAGAACAGAACAAUCCUUAACGACUGUGAGAACAGAGCAAUCCGUAAUGACUGUGCCUUCACUGAUGUUGUGUUUUCUUGGUCUCUGGAGCAAAUUUUCAAUGAAAAUCUUUACAGAGACCAGGUGGAAAAGAUUCCAGACACAUUUGAAUCAGUUGAUCAGUACUUCAAAUCUUAUAUCUUCCCCUUACUAGAAGAAACACGGGCACAGUUGUGCUCAAGUAUAGAAGUUAUUUCGAGGGCACCAUAUGGUGAAGUGAUUGCUUUUUAUGAAUCGAAGCCAUAUGGAGAAAAGCUUUACGAUAUUACGAUCGAGAGCUGGAGAAACAGAUAUAGUUAUCGCAACAAGGAACCCUACAAAACAUUGCCUGGAGAUAUUUUAGUUUUAGCGGAUAGCAAGCCUGAAACUGUCUCUGAUUUGCAAAGGAUGGGAAGGACAUGGACGUUUGCAACAGUCACUUCAAUUGUAGAUGAUGAGAAUGAGGAUGACGACAGUAGCUCUACCUCUUUCAAAGUCAAGGCUUCAGUGGAUCCUGAAGUUGGUGAUGGCUUGCGGAAAUCACUUUUUGUGGUUUUCCUGAUAAAUAUAACUCCCAGCAAAAGAAUAUGGAGAUCACUACACAAGGAUGGAAAUAUGAAGGUCAUCAAGGAAAUUUUAUGUGCUGAUUCUGUGAUAGAGAAAGCUUGUGACCUCUGCUCUGUAGAGAGUGAAUAUCUCUGGGGUGAAAAUUGUGCUGUGAUCAGAUCAUCUACUUUGAAUGAAUCCCAAACACAGGCAGUUUUGGCUUGUCUUCGUCUGAUGCAUUGUAAUCACAAGUCUGUAGUCAAGCUUAUAUGGGGUCCACCAGGGACAGGGAAGACCAAAACUGUUAGUGUGAUGCUCUUUACACUCUUUAGAAUGGAGUGCAGGAUCCUUACCUGUGCACCAACGAAUGUUGCAAUUACACAAGUGGCGUCCAAGGUGCUAAGGAUGCUAAAAGACUCAUUUCAAGCAGAAUGUGAAAGAAAUGCUUCUUUUUGUUCAUUGGGAGACAUUCUCUUGUUUGGGAACAAGGAACGGCUAAAAGUCAGUGCAGAACUUAAAGAGAUAUAUUUGGACUAUCGUGUCCAACAGCUUGCAGAGUGCUUCGGGCCCUUGACUGGUUGGAGUCAUUGUUUUUCCUCUAUGAUAGAUUUUCUCGAGAACUGUGUUUCUCAAUACCACAUUUUUGUGGAAAAUGAAGUGAUUAAAAUGAGAGAAAAAAAUGAUGAGAAUGGAACCAAGGGGAUUGAAUGCCUGAACACAACGAAUACGAAUUUGCACAAAUCAUUUCUUAAGUUUGUCAGGGAAAGAUUUCGUGCUACUGUGUCACCACUAAGAAAAUGUGUUUCCAACUUUUGUACUCACAUACCAAAAAGAUACAUUCUGGAACACAAUUUUGAGACAAUGGUAUACCUUAUUAGUUCCCUCAACUCUUUUGAAACCUUGUUGGAAGAAGUGAAUGUGUCUUCUGAUGAAUUAGAGGAGCUUUUUUCUGAUACAGUAGGUGAAGAUUUUCCUGGGUCACUUGAGGGUAUAAGAUACAUGUUGCACGAGAGAAGAAGUGAAUGCCUAUCAGUUUUGAGAGUUCUCUGGAAUUCCCUCUCUGAACUAAAACUUCCAAGUGUUAUGAACCAUGGAGCGAUAAAAGACUUCUGUUUUCAGAUAGCCUCUCUAAUUUUUUGCACUGCUUCUAGUUCAUAUAAGCUGCAUUCGAUUCCAAUGAAACCACUAAGCAUUUUAGUUGUCGAUGAGGCCGCACAGUUGAAGGAGUGUGAGUCAAUCAUACCAUUACAAGUGCCUGGUAUAAGGCAUGCUGUUCUUAUUGGUGAUGUGUGCCAAUUGCCUGCAAUGGUUGAGAGCAAGGCUUCUGAUGAAGCUGGUUUUAGGAGAAGCUUAUUUGAGAGGUUGAGUACAUUGGGACACUCAAAACACCUGCUCAAUAUGCAGUACAUAAUGCAUCCAUUGAUAAGUUUCUUCCCAAAUGCAAAUUUUUAUCACAAUCAGAUCUUAGACGCCCCAAAUGUCAGAAUGAAAAACUAUCAAAAGCAGUAUCUGCCUGGGAAAAUGUUUGGUCCCUAUUCAUUCAUCAACGUACCCUUUGGAAGAGAAGAAUUUGAUGAUAUGGGACAUAGUCGCAAGAACAUGAUUGAGGUAGCUCUUGUGUUGAAACUACUGCAGAACUUGCACAGUGCAUGGAUUGGAUCAAAACAGAAUCUCAGUGUUGGUGUUAUUUCACCUUAUGCUGCUCAAGUAGCUGCAAUUCAGGAGAAGCUUGCACGUAAGUAUGAGAACAGUGAUGGCUUUGCAGUAAAGGUGAAGUCAAUUGAUGGUUUUCAGGGUGGGGAGGAAGAUAUUAUAAUACUGUCCACAGUAAGAUCUAAUAGUGGUGGGUCGUUUGAGUUCAUAUCCAAUCAACAUAGAACUAAUGUUGCUCUUACAAGGGCCAGACAUUGUCUCUGGAUAUUGGGGAAUGAAAGAACUCUUUGUAGCAGCGAAUCUGUUUGGGAGGUUUUAGUUCGUGAUGCUAUGAACCGUCAAUGUUUCUUCAAUGCCGAUGACGACAAGGGUUUGGCAAAAACCAUAUUAGAGGUUAAGAAAGAGUUCGAUCAGUUAGAUGACUUGCUUAAUGGGGACAGCAUACUUUUCAAAAAUGCGAGGUGGAAGGUUCUAUUCAGUGAUAACUUCUUCAAAUCAUUUAAAAGACUGGCUUCAAUCCGGAAAAAGAAGUUAGUUUUGAACCUUCUAUUGAAACUUGCUAGUGGGUGGCGACCCAAGAAAAGAAAGGUAGACUCUCUAUGUGGCAGCUCUUCACAGACUUUGAAGCAGUUCAAGGUUGAAGGCCUCUACGUUGUUUGCUCAAUUGACAUAAUAAAGGAAUCGAGGUUUCUCCAAGUGCUAAAGGUCUGGGACGUAUUGCCUCUUGAGGACAUUCCAAAACUUGAAAAACGGCUUCAUGGUAUCUUUGCCAAAUAUACUGAUGAUUUUAUCAAUCGCUGCAAAGAGAAAAGUCUUGAGGGGGAUUUGGAAAUUCCGAAGACGUGGUUAACAUCGUCUAAUAUUGUUCGGUUCAAGAAACUUACUGACAAUGAUACUGAGGAUGAUUUAACUGGAGCUGCUUCUGAAGCUGGAAGUUACGUUGAGAAUUCAAAGGUCAGUGAGAGUCUAUUGCUGAUGAAGUUCUAUUCCUUGUCAUCCAGCGUAGUUAACUAUUUACUCUCCGACUGCGAUGGUAAAGAAUUAGACCUCCCAUUUGAAGUGACUGACGAAGAAUUGCAGAUAAUUCUUUUUCCUAGAAGCACCUUUGUACUCGGUCGUUCAGGUACAGGUAAAACAACUGUUUUGACCAUGAAGUUAAUUGAAAGAGAAAGGCUGCACCUCAAGUUGAUGGAAAAAUUAUAUGGUGUCCAAAGCGAUUCACUUCUGCAUGGUAAACAGAAAAAUGAGGUUGCCGAAGAUGUUGUAGAGACUAAAAGGGAGACCUUGCGGCAACUUUUUGUGACUGUCAGUCCUAAACUAUGUCAUGCAGUGAAGCAACAUAUUUCUCAUUUGAAAAGGUCUCUGUACGAUGGAAAUUCUUCAACAGAAAGCAGUUCUAUUGACGUGGAUGAUAUUGAUGAUACAGUACAAUUCAAGGAUAUCCCAGAUUCCUUUGUUGACGUUCCAUCCAAGGCUUACCCCCUUGUUAUAACAUUUCAUAAGUUCUUGAUGAUGCUUGAUGGGACACUGGGUGAAUCAUUCUUUGAGAGAUUUCAUGAAGCAAGGAAACUUUAUGGUAGUGAAAUUCGAAGUUUAAAAUCAGUUAUCUUAGAGACCUUCAUAAGGAAUAACGAAGUUACUUAUGAAAAGUUCAGCUCAUCAUACUGGCCCCAUUUCAAUACACAGCUAACAAAGCAACUUGAUUCUUCUAGAGUUUUCACGGAAAUCAUAUCUCACAUAAAAGGUGGCCCACGAGCCAUGGAGGCAAGUGAUGGUAAACUCAGUCGAGAGGAUUAUAUUCAGUUUUCGGCUCGCCGCGUGUCCAGGUUAAGCUCACAGAAGAGUGAGAAAAUAUAUGAUAUCUUCCUACGUUAUGAAAAAAUGAAGACAAAAAAUGGUGAAUUUGACUUGGCUGAUCUGGUAAUUGAUCUUCAUCUUAGACUUCAGGAAGAAAGGUACAAGGGUGAUGAAGUUCAUUUUGUGUACAUUGAUGAGGUGCAGGAUCUUACCAUGAGUCAAAUUGCUCUGUUCAAAUAUAUUUGUAGAAAUGUUGAAGAGGGUUUUAUAUUUUCGGGUGAUACUGCGCAGACAAUUGCAAGGGGCAUUGACUUCAGGUUCCAAGACAUACGAUCCUUAUUCUACAAUAAAUUUUUGCUGGAAUCAAGAAGCAGCAUAAAGGAUGGAAGAAAAGAAAAGGGGCAACUCGCAGACAUUUUCAAUCUGAGCCAUAACUUCCGUACUCAUGCUGGUGUUUUAAAGUUAUCUCAAAGCAUCAUGGAACUUCUUUAUCAUUUCUUCCCUAAUUCUGUUGAUGUUUUGAACCCUGAGACUAGUCUUAUAUACGGGGAACUUCCAGUUUUGCUUGAAUCUGAGAACAAUAAAAAUGCUAUCAUUAGUAUUUUUGGAAGUAGUGGAAACAUUGGACAUAUGGCUGGCUUUGGAGCAGAGCAGGUAAUACUGGUAAGGGAUGAUGUUUCUAGGAAGGAAAUAUAUCGCCUCGUUGGCAAGAAAGCUCUAGUUCUGACUAUAUUGGAGUGCAAGGGCCUUGAGUUUCAGGAUGUAUUGUUGUACAACUUUUUUGGAUUCUCACCUCUGAAAAAUCAAUGGAGAUUAUUAUAUGGUUACAUGAGAGAGCAAAAUUUUCUUGACUCAACUUCAUCUCAUUCCUUCCCUAGCUUCACUGAGGCUAAACACAAUGUCUUGUGCUCAGAACUGAAGCAGUUAUACGUAGCCAUCACUCGUACAAGACAGCGGUUAUGGAUUUGUGAGAAUGUAGAGGAGCACUCCGAACCUAUGUUUGACUAUUGGAAGAAAAAGUGUCUCAUUCAAGUUAGACAGGUAGAUGAUUCACUUGCACAGGCAAUGCAAGCUGGAAGCAGCCCAGAGGAGUGGAAGUCAACGGGAAUCAAGUUAUUUUUUGAGCAUAACUAUGGGAUGGCGACAAUGUGCUUUGAAAAAGCUGGAGACACCAUUUGGGAAAGGAGGUCUAAAGCUGCCAGCCUUAAAGCCAAUGCUGACCGUUUACGUGGUUCAAAUCCUCUUGAGGCAAAUAAGAUGCUCAGGGAAGCUGCUGAAAUACUUGAAGACAUAGGUCGGGCAGAUUCUGCUGCCAAAUGUUUUUCUGAGUUGGGGGAGUAUGAAAGAGCCGGGAAAAUUUAUCUGGAAAAAUGUGGGGAAUCUGAGCUGGAAAGAGCUGCAGAAUGUUUUUCUCUAGCUGGCUGCUAUGAGCUUGCAGCUGAUGUGUAUGCUAGAGGCAAUUUUCUUGCAGAAUGUCUAUCUGCCUGUACCAAAGGAAAACUGUUUGACAGGGGUUUGCAAUACAUCCAUUACUGGAAACAAAAUGCAGCUGCGGUUUAUAGUCUAAGGACUAAAAAAAUUGAAAAUAUAGAACAAGAGUUUUUAGAGCAUUCCGCUCGUCUCUAUCAUAAGCUCAAAGAUAACAAAUCCAUGAUGAAAUUUGUCAAAGCUUUUCUUUCCAUGGAUUUGAUACGUGACUUCUUGAGGUCAUUAGGUUGCCUCGACGAGCUUUUGUCUUUGGAAGAAGAAUCCGGAAACUUUUUGGAGGCUGCAAAUAUUGCAAAACUUACAGGUAAUAUUCUUCUUGAGGUAGAUCUUCUAGGAAAGGCUGGGAGUUUUAAGGAAGCAUCAACGCUUAUUCUUAACUACGUCCUUGCAAGCUCACUUUGGUCGUCUGACAGCAAAGGCUGGCCCCUGAAGGAUGUUUCUCAGAAGGGGGACUUGUUAGCAAAAGCCAAAUCAAUUGCCAACAAUGAGCCAAGCCAUAUUUAUGAGUUUGUUUGUACAGAGGCUGACAUAUUUGCAUGUGAAAGUGAUUUACAUUUGUUAAAUCGGCAUUUGAUUGCUUCUCGGAGCCAAAAUGAUGUCACUGGUGAAAUACUUUGUGCUCGUAAGAUUCUGGAUGCUCAUCUCCAUUCAAAUUCCUCAAAAUAUUCGUGGGACAAUGAAUUGGUGUUGGAUCUUGCCAAGCAUUCAGAAGACGGAAUUUCUGAAAAUCCCAUUUCAGUGGAGACACUGGUUUACUUUUGGAAUCUCUGGAAGGAUAGAAUUACCUGCAUUUUCAACUUUCUUGGAUGUAUGGAAAUGCAAGAGACUAAAUAUAGAAACUAUGGAGAAUUCUGUUUGAGUUACCUGGGUGUCAGAAAACAAAUUGAAAAUCUCCAUACCAAGUAUCUUUUACUGAACCCUGAUGCCUCUUGGGUGAGAGAAUUGGAUGAUACGAAUCUUCAGAGGAGUGGGAAGUUGACUUUUAUUGAUGUUCGUCAUUUGGUCUCGACUGCUCGGAAUUAUUGGUGUUCGGAGCUACUUUCUACUGGGAUUAAGGUUUUGGAACAUCUUGGUGCACUCCAUGAUUUGUCAGUCAAGAAUGCCAUGCUUAUUUUCCAUGCUAAUCAACUCUGUCUGCCUCAGUCUUCUCUUAGGGAUUUUGUGACCCAGGAAAUUCAUGCUGGCGGCCUCGGAGGUCAUUUUGGUAGAGAGAAGACGUUCCAACUUGUGCAAGAUCGUUUCUAUUGGCCAAGGAUGCGACGGGAUGUCAAUAAGUUAGUUGAUCAUUGCCAAGUCUGUCAAAUCAGCAAAGGGACUAAGAGAAACACUGGCUUAUAUACACCUCUGUCGAUUCCUCAACAACCCUGGGAAGAGCUCACCUUGGAUUUUGUAGUUGGUUUACCAAAGACUCUCCGGCGCAAUGAUGCAAUCCUGGUGGUCGUAGAUCGAUUCUCUCGCAUGGCACACUUCAUUCCAUGCCAUAAAACCAAUGACGCUUCGCAUAUAGCAUCACUGUUUCUUCGGGAAAUUGUUCGCAUCCAUGGUGUUCCUCGUUCACUAACUUCGGAUCGUGAUCCUAAAUUCAUUAGUCAUUUUUGGAGGUCAUUAUGGAGCACUUUGGGGGCCAAGUUGCAGUACUCUACGGCGUUCCACCCACAAACCGAUGGUCUAACGGAGGUGACAAACAGGAGCUUGGGUAACCUUUUGCGUUGCUUAGUGAAGGAGCAUUCUACAACCUGGGAUCAAUUGCUACCGCAUGUAGAGUUUGCUUUCAAUUCCUCUGUCAAUCGCACAACAGGCCGCAGUCCUUUUGAGAUUGUUUUUGGCAGGAAGCCUCUCGCCCCCAUUGAUUUGAUGCCUCUGUCUCGUCCACCCCAUUGCAGUAUUGCAGCGACGGAGCUGGCUGAUUAUAUUCAGGAGCUGCAUCACGAAGUCCGCAAGCGGAUCGCCACCCAAAAUGAUUUAUACAGUGCCCACGCAAACAAGCACAGACGGGAAGAAACUUUUUCUAUCGGAGAUAUGGUAUUGGUCCGACUUAGGCCAGAGCGUUUCCCUCCAGGGUCAUACCACAAGCUCCAUGAUAGGCGGAUUGGGCCAUUUCGUGUCGUAAAAAAAAUUGGUGCCAAUGCCUACCGCCUUCUAUUACCACCUGAUAUGCGGCUACAUCCUGUUUUCAACAUUGCUGAUCUUGUUAAGUACAAUGAAGACCCUGCAGCCGCUGCUCAUACACAUGCAGAAACCCAACCUUAUGUUCCCCCAACUUCCAUUGUUGAUGAACGUAUCAUGGAUAUCUUAGAUCAUCAAUUUGUAUCUACACGCAGGGGAGGAUACCACAAAUUCCUUGUCCGUUGGACUGGCAAACCCACUUCAGAGGAUUCUUGGGAGAAUGCUGAUGUCGUUGCUCAACUAAGCCCCAGUCUUCUUGAACAAUACUGCCGCACCCAUUCAACGGGGUCGAAUCUUCUAUUGUGCAGGGGAAUUGGUGCAGAGCACACUAAGCAUGGAUUAAUUGUUGUUGGGCUUGAAAUUACAACCUAUGAUAUUUCGACUUGGGCCCCCAAUGACCAUUCUCAAUCCAAGGUAAUUGCUCCUGAGAUUAUGGGGGAAGUCAACUGCAUGAAUCAAGGUAGUGCACAUCAAGGCAAAUCGUGGAAGUUGGAGGCGUUGCAUGAUGGAGGUAGUUAAGAUGAUCACGUGGGAAUGUGAAAAGAGUAAAUCGUGGUUUGAGUAGUGGAGUAAUAUUACCUAAAUAAUCGUCCUGCUAGUUACAGUCAUGAAAUUGGAGAGUUCUAUUUAAACUAGAUUUCUUUGUAAGAAAGGUAGAUUGGUUAUUUUGAGUUUAACGUUUGUAAAGGAGUGAUUCCUUGGAGUGAUUCUAUCAAAAUUUGAGAGUGAUUCUCA
Molecule: messenger RNA, 8481 nt
Organism: Tripterygium wilfordii
Lineage: Eukaryota; Viridiplantae; Streptophyta; Magnoliopsida; Celastrales; Celastraceae
Exons: 12
Coding region: 58-8265 (2735 amino acids)
Biological process (GO): DNA integration
Molecular function (GO): nucleic acid binding; ATP binding; helicase activity
Source: RefSeq, a predicted model, not a curated record